AUGACUUCUUGGAGUUUCCCAUCUGAGCUCGUUGAUUCGACUUCUUCUCUCACCACCAUAAACCUCGACAACACCAACAUCUCCAGCGUUUUACCUGAAAUUUUGGAUUCCUUGGCUUCUCUUCGAAAUAUCAUCGGCGUUUUACCACCGUCGCUUGCGAAAUCUUCGAUUCAGAAUCUUUGCAUCAACGAUCAACUCGUGGGGAUGUCGGGAACGAUUCAAGUGCUUUCGAGUAUGACGUCCUUGUCACAAGCUUGGCUUCAGAAGAAUCAUUUCUCUGGACCUAUCCCAGAUUUCUCAAAAAGCAACAAUCUCUUUGAUCUGCAGCGGCGACAUGGAGCCAACAGCGUCAGUGCGUUGAGUGAUCCUAGUAGUGUUCCUAACAACUACGGCGAUCCAAAACCCCGAGACAUUAUUCGUGAUGAUGUCUCUCUUAAUGGUGGUGGUGGUGAAUGUUCCGAUGGACAAGGAGCACAUAGCGUCAGUGCGUUGAAUAAUCCUAGUAGUAGUGUUGCUGACAACUCUUGGGAAAGAAACGUUCGUGAAGGUAGGACUGAUACCAUUCCAAUGGCGGUUCUUCGCGCGGCGACAAACGAUUUCAGUAAAACGUUAGGAAAAGGUGGUUUUGGGGAAGUGUACUACGGAGAAUUACCGGAUGCCGAUGAAAGAGAAGGCCGUCAAGAAGAUGAACAGAGAGUUACUAUCGCGCUAGACGUGGCACAUGGUCUGGAUUAUCUCCAUAACUUGGCUCAGAAAUGCUAUAUCCACAGAGAUUUAAAGCCCGAUAACAUCCUUCUCGGAGAUGACAUGAGAGCCAAAAUCGCUGAUUUCGGUUUGGUUAAGAAUGUCGCCGAUGGGAAAUACUCUGUUCAAACAAAAGUAGCAGGGACGUUUGGUUAUCUAGCACCUGAAUACGCCUGUGAGAGAAGGGAGUGGGGUUGGCUCCACGUCGACGCUUGUUGCGCUCCUGCCAAAGAUGAUAAACAAUGGUUUGAUAGGUAUACGAAUAGUAAAGAGCGUGAUCUUGUCAACGGUGAUGUCGCUGAGUGUAGCUUGAAGAGUGUUCCAGUCGACUGUGAAUGA
This is a messenger RNA of Camelina sativa (false flax), 1083 nucleotides long. Lineage: Eukaryota; Viridiplantae; Streptophyta; Magnoliopsida; Brassicales; Brassicaceae. The record is from RefSeq and is a predicted model, not a curated record.